AUGCUGCUGGCCAACUACGCCUCUGAUUCGGACUCGGACAAUGAGGCAGGGCCGUCAAAUAAGUCUGUCCCGGUGCCCGUACCGACAAAAUCGGCCCAACCUACCGCUGCCAAAGGCAAGAAACGAGCUGGUCCGAUAAAGAUUACUCUGGACCUGCCGAAGACCAAAGCCGGAGCUGGGGACGAAAAUGGAACUGCAGAUGAUGAGGAUGGCGAAGUGGAUGACGCAGAUGAGGGCGGGCGGGAAGUGAAGAAGGCAAAGAUUGGUACAGGGGGACCGAAAGGCGGAAAGGGAUCCUCGUCAUUACUAGGCAUGUUGCCAGCGCCAAAACGGAAAUUACCCGCUGCUAUACCCUCUGGAGCAUCACUGGGCGUCAACAAAUCUAUGGCUACGAAGCCAAAACUGCCGGUUCCGAGUUUCGCUGGGGCUGGCGCUGGAGAUCAGGACGAUGAUGAGGAUGAGGAUGAGCGUCCGGCGGCUAGCUCGAGGUCGGGAGUGCUACUACCGCCGUCGAUGGCGCGAAAGGCCAAGAAGAGGGAGGAACCACCGCUCGAUCUCUUUGGACUUGCGAGCUCAGCAUCUGCCUCUGCACCUCCACCUACUUCCUCGUCAACCUCACUGAAGCCACCUCAAAUCACCUCUGCACCCGCCGUAGCCGACUUCCAGCCUCCUCCACCUACCGCAGACGACCCGUAUCCGGGCUACUACCUCCUCCCCGGCGGUCAGUGGGCAGCGUACGAGCCAGAGUACUAUCACUCGUUCUUUGCCACGGCGGCUGAAGAGGAGGCGGAAGAGGAUGGCGGGCGGAUCGGGAAGCAUUGGGCGGACUAUGACCAGUCUGCCGAGCUGGUGGAUGUGCAAGCGAGCGAGGGACUGGGGGAGGCGCGCGAGAGGGAGAUGCGCAAGCAGUUGGCCAAGCCAAAGAAGAAUCAAGAGGAGUUCGAGUACAAGCCUGUGGGCCAAGUCAAGGGGCUUGCUACAGAGCGUCAUCAACUGUCGAGCUUGCUCAACGUCGCGUUCACCCAAAGGGACCAACUGGAGGACCGGAUCGCGGCCAACAAGAAGAGCGCGAGGAUGGCAAAGACCAAGUAUGGGUUCUAG
Molecule: messenger RNA, 1101 nt
Organism: Dioszegia hungarica
Lineage: Eukaryota; Fungi; Basidiomycota; Tremellomycetes; Tremellales; Bulleribasidiaceae
Product: mitotic checkpoint regulator, MAD2B-interacting-domain-containing protein
Exons: 4
Coding region: 1-1101 (366 amino acids)
Cellular component (GO): nucleus
Source: RefSeq, a predicted model, not a curated record